CUCUGUCAGUCUGAGUCAUGCUCCUUUUUCCCACUAUUCUCCAGCAAUGGCGAAUGCACACAGAGCGUGAACGGGUAUUAUUUCGGCAAAGAAAGUAGUGCCAUUUAUCUCUUCGAACUCAAAAUCGUUCAGGGAACCUGAGUUUCAGAGAGAGAGCGAGAAGCGGAAUGGCUCCACGCGGAAGACCGAGACAGCGCCAGGGUCUUACGCGAAUGGACGCGGCAGUGGAUGCAAUGCGAAAGUACGGGUUUAGUGAAAAGUCUGUCCGCGAGGAAAUGAAUAACCUUCUGAAACCUCAGAUUUAUGGUGAGGAUGGAUGGGCUUUCAUUGAAGAGGAUUCUUAUAGGGUUCUGCUUGAUAAACUACUUGAGAAAUCUGUGGAGGAAGAGCAGCAGUGCAAGGAUGCUCAUUUGGAAUCUGGUGGUGGAGAUGAAAAUAACGUCAUGGCAUUAGAAGCUGGCUCCUCUUCUCAAAUUAUAGCAUGCUCAAAUGUCGAGGCAUUGCAAAAUGCGCCAGUGUCACCUAUAGAUGAGACCCUGGACUGUGUAUUCCAGAAUAAUAUGUCCCCUUCAAAUAACGCCAUGGCAUUAGAUGCUGGGCCUUCUGAAUUUCUAUCAGGCUCAAAUGUGGAGGCUUGGCUAACUGUACCAUCACCAUCGACUGAUGAGCCCCUUGACUCUGUAUUUGAGAAUGAUAUGUCUCUGGUUAGCACAUUGAUGACUAGAAUAUCAGAUGACGGUCGCUCUUUGCCAACAAAUGAUGCGGAAGUAAACAUGUCUGAAGACAUGGAUGUGGAUCUUGGUGAUAUGCAAGCGAUUGAUGUUAUCAGGGGUGGAACAAAUGUAGAUGACGGUGGUGUUGGGAAGGAUGGCCACAUUCUAAGCUCUCGUAUCCAUUCCAGACGAUCUGUUGCUUCUUUUCGACCUGGUAGGAGACGCAGACCAUGCUACGGCUGGAUUAGCAGUGAUGAGGAUGAAGAUGAAGUGAACAUUGUGCGUCUAGAACCCGAGCCACUACCAGAAGAUGUAGAAAGUUUAUUCAUUGAGGCAAAUGCAAAGUACGGGCGCAAGAGAAGGUGGGAUGUUAGACCUGAGAAUGUGUAAAACUUAAAAGAUCUCUCAAUGUCUCUUUCAUAUAUGUACAUUCCCAAACUGAGAAUUCUCUCUUGUUCUCCUUUUAUACUGCGCGCGGAGUAAGAAAA
Tripterygium wilfordii is the source of this 1201-nucleotide messenger RNA. RefSeq lists its product as uncharacterized. The record is from RefSeq and is a predicted model, not a curated record. The transcript has 5 exons. Bases 168 to 1103 code for a protein of 311 amino acids. Lineage: Eukaryota; Viridiplantae; Streptophyta; Magnoliopsida; Celastrales; Celastraceae.